AUGGAGCCAACCCCUGAGCAAUGCAAAGAAUCUAUAAAAGAAACGCAAAAGAGCAUAAGGCAGUUACAAAAAGCCAUGCAAGAGGCUAAACAAAAGAAACAGGAUACAAGCGCAAAAAUGGAUAUACUCAACAGUGAGUAUGGUAAACUAGCUCAACUACGACUCGAUCAUGCCGAAUCAAUCAAGAGUGAAUGGCAAGUGUAUUGUAAAGAGCAGCGUGCUAUUAGAAAAGCAGAUGCUGAAAAGAGACAGGUUGAAUUUGAUGAGGAAUUGUCAGCACAGGAUAAAGAGAGAAAGAAAACAUGGAAUAAAAAAAAGAUGACAAGCAAGCAAAAGAUUGAGGCGUGUCAACAGCUGAUAGAACUGCUAAAGGACCAAAAGAAUCUAGAGAUAGUGAAUGAUACCGAUUUCCAUAUUGAUACCUCUAUCAUCAUGAUGCCGUCUUCUACUAUGGAACUAUUUUGGGCACUGGAUAUUGACCCUCCUAUCAUGAAGUCAGAAAUUGAUUCAACCAUUACGUUAUUGUCACAGAUGAUUUGA
This is a messenger RNA of Rhizopus microsporus ATCC 52813, 540 nucleotides long. RefSeq lists its product as uncharacterized. Lineage: Eukaryota; Fungi; Mucoromycota; Mucoromycetes; Mucorales; Rhizopodaceae. The coding region runs from base 1 to 540 and encodes 179 amino acids. The transcript is spliced from 4 exons. The record is from RefSeq and is a predicted model, not a curated record.